Mycena citricolor is the source of this 3604-nucleotide messenger RNA. The record is from the annotation of a GenBank genome assembly. NCBI's taxonomy places the organism in Eukaryota, Fungi, Basidiomycota, Agaricomycetes, Agaricales, Mycenaceae.
GGCACCGUCCCAAAGGACUUCAAAUUCUGCGAAGGCUUCGUCAUCACCCCCCCGGACCUCGUCACGCACUGCUUCACCAACCUCCUGCGCACGAUGCCGCCGCCACCACCGCGCGGCCCGGGCGCCCCGCAGCCUGCCAGUGGGCCGAAGAUCGUCGCGCUCUCCUCGACGGGGCUCGGGCCCGCCGCCGCCGCCGCGCUGCCGCUCGUGCUGAAGCCGCUGUACGCGGGGCUCGCGAGCCCGCACAAGGACAAGAUCGGCGUGGAGCGCGUCGCGGCGCACUGCGCGGGCUGGCGCUGGGACCCCGCCGUCCACGGCGCGCCCGUGCCGCAGGUCCUGCCGCCGGGGUGGGAGGCGGCGGAGGGGCUCCCGGCGCCCGGUGCGCUGCGGCGCGUGCUGAUUGUCCGGCCGGGGUUCCUGACGGAUGGGGAGUGCACGGCGGACGCGGUGGCGGCGAAGGGCAGGGGGAAGAGCUAUCGUGUUAGUGAGGAGGAGACGCGGGGUGUGAGCAUCUCGCGGAGGGAUGUUGCGCACUUUAUUGUCGAUGCGCUCACGCGGCGGUGGAGUGAAUUCGAGAACAAGAGGGUGAAUAUCACCUAUUAGAUCUUGUAGAAGUAUCACGGACUUGUACUCUGGUCGGCAGACGAACUGUUAUCUCAUCUUAUCUAUAGUGCUCAUCUGAUCCGAUCUACCACCUCCAUCCGGUCCGACCCGCACCGCCACCGAGCGUGCACAAGGCACUGAUCACGACUGGCGUGGAAACGAUGAUGAGCCUGGCAUGCAGCCCAGAAACUUGGCAGGCCUUGAGCGGACAUUUCGUCCGUUCAUCUGCGCUGACUUGCACAUGGGAGCAAGCGAUUAUUGCGUCUGAUGGAAACCAGGAGGCACGGUCUCCCCCUCCCCUUCCAUACUUAUCUCGGGGAGUUCCUGGUGCAUCUGGAGCGCAGCGGCGAACAGCAGGCUGUCUGUCCACCCACGAUACCCGCCGCCACCCAUCAGUGCCCGGCGGGUCAACAUCGGAAACAGUCCAAUCAGGGGCGAGCACCCAGUGGCUGGCUUCGCCAACAACAAUCAAUUAUCACGCGCUCGCUUCUGCACUUAUCUUCGCGACUUCGACGGUCCACAUGGGAUCUCUGCCGCAAUCUGUCUGCGUCUUUGCGUCUGCCAGGGCUAUAAAGCCCGCGGACGCCUUCCGCACAUGCUUCUGCAUCGCUCGUCCGGUGCCUGGCCCCGCAUACGAUGAAGCUCCCCCUCACCGCCUCGCUGCUGCUGUGCGCCGCCGCCACGGCGGCCCAGGCCGCGAAGUUCUCGCUCGCGGACGUGCAGCGCGUGACGAACGUCGCGGGCGCGUCGGUCGGCAACAAGUUCAUCGUCGAGGUGUCCGACGCGGCGAACAUCCCCACCAAGCGCGACGGCGAGACGGCGCACCAACUGCUGUACCGCACGCUGGAGGAGCGCAAGAUCUCGUAUGACGUGCACGACGAGUUCAACGUCCCGGGGAUCUUCGUCGGCGCGUCUCUCACGCUGACUGACAGCAAGGACGUCGCGAAUCUGCUCGGAGCCCCCGGCGUGCUGUUCAUCCACCCCGUGCGCACGUACAGUCGGCCAGUCCCGGUCGCCAGCAAAAAGGCCUCGCCGGGGGACGCCGGCCUGCCUGAUCCCGAGUCGACGCACAUCGACACGGGUGUGAGCAAGCUGCACGCGCAGGGCAUCUUCGGCAAGGGCGUCAAAAUCGGAAUUCUGGAUACGGGAGUCGACUACACACACCCGUUCCUUGGCCCUGGCUUUGGGCCGGGUCACAAGAUCGCGGGCGGAUACGAUUUCGUUGGCGAUGCGUACACGGGCAGCAACACGCCCGUGCCUGAUCCGGAUCCCCUGGAUCAGUGCGCAGGUCACGGUACCCACGUGGCAGGGAUCAUCGGCGCGAACCCGGGCAAUCCGUUCAACAUCAGCGGUGUUGCCUACGAGGCGAGCAUCUAUGCGUACCGCAUCUUCGGAUGCACCGGUGUCGUCCAGGAUCCCGUGAUCAUCCAGGCGCUGUUGAUGGGAUAUAAUGCGGGGAUGGACAUCCUGACGAUGAGUCUCGGAGGCCCGGACGGCUGGACGGAGGGCGCGGCGUCUGUCGUUUCCAGCCGUAUCUCCUCUGCCGGCCGUAUUGUGACGAUUGCCGCCGGAAACGAUGGCGCCAGUGGCUCGUGGUACACCUCGAGCCCCGGAAACUCGAUCACCUCGAUCUCGGUCGCGUCCUCGGAGAACACGCUGCUCCCGCUGCAGACGCUGCAGGUGACCGGCGUCACGCACGCGCCGAUCGUGUACUUCGACAGCCUCCCGCUGCCCGUGACGGGCACGCGCCCGCUGUACGUCAUCUCGAACGACACGACCGUUGUCGACGACGCGUGCAACCCGCUCCCCGCGAGCACGCCUGAUUUGUCCAAGUUCGUCGUGCUCGUGCGCCGUGGGACCUGCAACUUUGUGCGUCUGCUGCUGCUCCGUGUGGCGCGUUGGGUGGAGAGGCUGAUGCGUGGGCGCAGGUCGUGAAAUUGGCGAAUAUCGCGGCGUUUGGCGGAAAUGUGUCCAUCAUCUACGAUAACGGCAAUGGCUUUGCUCCGAUUACUGUCGGCAACUUCCAGGCUGUGUUCAUCCAAGCUGCAGACGGCGUCUUCGUGAGUCGUGUGCAGGUAUCAGUGCGACCUGGUGCUGACUAGUCGCAGCUUGCACAGCAACACGCCGCCGGCGUCCCCAUCCAGGUCUCGUUCCCCCAGGUCGGCGGCAGCGUCAACUUCCCUGACCCGACCGGCGGCCUGGUGUCGACGUUCACCUCGUACGGGCCUUCGAACGACCUGUUCUUCAAGCCGGCGAUCACGGCCCCUGGUGGCAGCAUCCUCUCGACGUGGCCGGUCCCUCUGGGCAGCUGGCAGCUGGACUCGGGCACGUCGAUGGCGACGCCCUUCCUGGCCGGCAGCUCGGCGCUGCUGCUCGCGUACAAGGGCAAAAACGCGGCCGUUGCCAAGAACGCGCGGACACUGUUCCAGUCGACGGCGUCCCCGAUCGGCACGACCAAGGACGACAGCGGCCCGCUGCAGACGGUGACGCAGCAGGGCGCGGGCUGAUCCAGGUGUUUGAUGCGCUGUUCACGCAGACGACGAUCACGCCGACGGAGCUGCUCCUGAACGACACGGCGCACUUUGCUGGACCGAUCCCCAUUUAUGUGACGAAUAACGGGAAGACGGAGAAGGAUUACACGCUCAGCCAUGUUCCUGCCGGGACAGCCCUGACUGUGGACAGCACGGACAUCUUCCCGUCCCUCGGCCCGGUGCCCCUGUCGACCGCCUACGCGAGCGUCUCGUUCAACACGCACAGCACGUUCACGCUCAAGCCCGGCAAAACGAAGAAGAUCAUCGCGACGAUCACGCCGCCCACGGCGUCGACGCCAAGACGUUCCCGGUCUACUCCGGCUUCAUCUACGCGACGAGCGGCGCGGAGCGCGUGCACGCGACGUACCUCGGCCUCGCCGCGUCGCUCAGGGACGCCGCGGUGCUCGACAACACGGACCUGAUCUUCGGCGUCGGCCUGCCCGCGCUCAUCGACACCGCAGGCAACUUCC